AUGGCAUCUACGGAAAUGCAAGGCGGCCCCCUUUAUCCAACCAGUGAAGUUUCAGCCCUUGUUGGAUGUGAAGAUGCCGAAAGGGAGCUAGUAUCUCGACUUCUGGACAGCACUGAGGAAAACCUCAGUGUGAUUUCACUGGUGAGCGAAGAAGCUGUUGGCAAGACAGCUCUGGCAAGGCAUGUUUAUAAGAGACUAGACAUUCGGCAGCACUUCCAAUGCCGUCUCUGGGUCCAUGUCCGCGAAGAGUUUGCAUAUAAGGAUCUCUUGCUCAUCAUACUCAAACAGAUUCCGAUACGCUUAUUGAAGGACAUAGAGCUUAUGAGCGAGAAGGAGCUACGUCAAUUGGUUUUCCAGACUUUAAUGAAGUUCAGGUUUCUAAUGGUGUUGGAUGACGUGUGCACGGAGGACAUGUGGUUCAAACUUUUACGUCCCUUUGCAGACGCCACAAAUGGAAGCAGGGUCAUCCUUACUACUCGCCAUUUUAAUGUAGCAUCAGAAGCUGACCCAUGGAGUUGUCCACUGAAUCUGAGGCAGUUAACUGAAGAGGAGAGUUGGGUAUUGUUCUUGAAGAAUGCAGGCAGCCGCAGAUCACCAGAAAAUAGUUCAGACCUAAACAACUUCAGGGAAGAAAUUUUGGGAAUAUGUCUGGGUUUGCCUCCAGCAAUCCUCCUACUGGGAGGACUGUUGUCAACCAUAGAAUUAAGUGACUGGUCAAGAGUAAUUGAUCGUUCACAAUUUGGUGAAGAUAAAUCAGCUCUCUUAAAUAUUGUAGCUUUGAUGAGCUAUAAUGAACUUCCAUCUGCGUUAAAGCCAUGUUUCCUUUAUUUGGCUCUCUUUCCCAAAGCAUAUGAGAUCCCCAAACGAAGGUUGUUGCAGUUGUGGCUUGCGGAGGGAUUUGUUCAAUUGUCACCUGAUGAGGCUAGCGUCCCCAUUGAAGAUAAGGCCAAGAUAUAUUUGGAGGAACUAGUGUCUAGAAACAUGAUUGAAAUAGCAACCAGGAAGUCAGAUGGAAGCCCAAAAACCUGUCGUAUGCCAUGUUUCCUCUAUGGCUUCUUCUUGCCAAAAGCUGAGGAGGAGGGAUUUCUACACGUCCACCAUUGCAGAUCAGAAUGUACAUAUGCAGAUUCAGAAAUAUUUAAGGUUCAGAGGCUCGCAGAUCAAUUCGGUGUCUCGAAAUCUCAUAUGGGAAACCUAUGUGCGUAUAUUUCUUUCAAAGCUGAAAAACAAGGUACAUCCAAUAGUGAAAUUGGUACGUUGCUAAAAAAAAUUAUCAAAGGAAGAGAUCGUGUCCUGCUGAAGGUGCUUGAUCUCGAGGGUGUCUACAAACCUCAGCUACCUAAGAAACUGGGGGAGCUGAGGAACCUAAAGUAUUUAGGCUUGAGAUGGACAGGUCUUGACUCCUGUCCCGCGUCAAUUGGGGAUCUACCAUGCCUAGAGACCAUCGAUUUGAAGUAUACUAGUAUAACCACUUUGCCUAGUUCUAUCUGGAAGGCAAAGAAACUUCGACAUCUCUAUAUGAAUGAGGUGUCCAUUCAGAAGCCAUCAAGAGUAGUGUCUUCAACAAACCAACUUCAGACCUUAAUGGGGCUUUUCAUCGGUUCCAAGGAUCCCAAGGAUUGUGGCUUGGGAAAGUUCACUAGCCUUAGGAAACUGGAACUCACGUGCCAUUCAGAAUCAAUGGAGGAAACAGCCAAGUGCAUCUCACAACUCGGCAACCUUCUAAACUUAAGGUUGAGAUCAAGAGAUCCUUUUGGUCAACCUUUAUACCUCGUGCUGAGUCCUAUGAAGGACCAUCAGUCUCUCUCAAAGUUAUAUUUGUUUGGUGUGGUAGCAGAUGAUGACAUUGGUUACCUUCCCCGAAACCUCAAAAUCCUUACAUUGUCGAUGUCAAAACUUGAAGAAGAUCCAAUGCCGGCGCUAGGGAAGCUGCCUCAGCUGAACAUUCUCAGGCUUUUUUCUGACUCCUACUUAGGGUCAGAAAUGACUUGUCAUCGUGGCCACUUUCCUAAACUCAGUGUAUUGAAAGUGUGGAAUUUGAAGGAAUUAAAGCAGUGGACAGUGGAGGAAGAUGCCAUGCCCCAACUUCUAGAAUUAGAAAUUAGACGCUGCGAAAAGCUUGAAAGUUCAGACGGAUUAGAGCAGCUACCUGCCCUGAAGGAAUUGAUUUUAACAAACAUGCCGCAGGAGUUUGUAGCAAAUGUUAGACAAGGGCUAGGAAGAGACAUUUUACUCACCAACACGUGGGAGUUUUCUCCUUUAUUUGCGUGUAAGUUUUCUUCUGCACCUAUAUUCUAA
Quercus lobata is the source of this 2298-nucleotide messenger RNA. RefSeq names its product inactive disease susceptibility protein LOV1-like. NCBI's taxonomy places the organism in Eukaryota, Viridiplantae, Streptophyta, Magnoliopsida, Fagales, Fagaceae. The record is from RefSeq and is a predicted model, not a curated record. The transcript has a single exon. Gene Ontology annotation, molecular function: ADP binding. Bases 1 to 2298 code for a protein of 765 amino acids. Gene Ontology annotation, biological process: defense response to other organism.